Molecule: messenger RNA, 1908 nt
Organism: Chanos chanos (milkfish)
Lineage: Eukaryota; Metazoa; Chordata; Actinopteri; Gonorynchiformes; Chanidae
Gene: srrm3
Product: serine/arginine repetitive matrix 3
Exons: 13
Coding region: 1-1908 (635 amino acids)
Molecular function (GO): mRNA binding
Source: RefSeq, a predicted model, not a curated record
AUGUUCGACGGGGCGAGGGUGCCCUCGCCGGAGGGUGGAGCCAACGGGGUCCACCAGCAACCCGGGGCCUCGGUGGCCCGGCCCAAAACGGAGGAAGAGCCCGAAGAAGAGGGGGAUGCGCGUCCGGAGCCUGUCCUGGUGAAGAAGGCCCACAGAGAGAUCCUGGAUCAUGAGAGGAAGAGGAGGGUGGAGCUGAAGUGUAUGGAGCUCCAGGAGAUGAUGGAGGAACAGGGGUACUCUGAGGAGGAGAUCAGACAGAAGGUGGGAACAUUCAGACAGAUGCUGAUGGAGAAAGAGGGAGUGAUCACCCGAGAAGGUUCACACCCACGACCACCGGUCGGUCUGAUGCCCCACGCGGAGGACGAGGAACGCCCGGACAACCCCGCGUGGCCCGACGGUUACGAGGAAGACUACGACUGGCACGGAGAUUACUACGACCGUGAUUCGAUGGAUCCGGACGACUACAGAACCAAGAGAAAGUCCAGCAGCUCUCCGUCCCCGCGGCCCAAGAAGAGAAAAAAGAAGAAAUCAGGCAGAGGACGGAGUCGUUUGGACAGCUCCUCCCCUUGUCGGAGGGAGAAGAGGAAGAAGAGUGGGAAGAAGCACAAGAGAGACAGAUCCACUUCUGGCUCCAAGAGAAAGAGGAGACACAGAUCUGGGAGCCCAAAGAACAAAUACAAAGACAAGAACAAACAGAGAAAAAGGUCCUCUGUGGAUUCUCCCAGCAGGAGGUCCCACCACAGAGGCAGCUGUUGCAGCUCUCGUAGCGCUUCAGUCUCCUCUUCCGCCGCCAGCCUGUCCAAGUCCCCCAGCAGGUCUAACGUGAAGCACAGAGCAGAUGGACGCAAGGUCUGUGAGACCCCCUCGAGUCACAGUCUGUCCCGCUCUCCCGGGCCCGGGCAUCCCGCCGCGUGGCAGAACGGACAUCACAGCGACCGCGUACGAAACGGCAAAGACAACGGACCGAACCACCCCCAAGGAGAGAAAGCUAACGAUAAGCUCCGUGCGUUGGCUCAGUUCUCUCCCGACGGACAGACGCAUCCUUCACUGCACGUGAGGGACGCUAAACAACACAGCGCCCCCUGCAGGAGUCCUGAGGGGGGAGGCGCCCAGGCGGGAGAGGCCACGUACGGGGACGAGAGGCAGCAUGGCGCGGGGAGGCGCCUGUCGGAGGCGUCGGGGAGACGCGACGGCGGGCACCAGACCCGCGGGAAAAGCUCUCACUCCCCAGAACACAGCAGCGACUCCCAGCACGACCCGGCCCCCAAAGCCAAGAGCACCCAUCAGAAAAAAACGAAAGGGUCUCAUUUGUCGAAGCGACAUCAUCGUAGGCGUGGCCAGGCCCGUCACCGCAGUUCGUCGGCGUCGCCGGGUCGACACCGACAGGCGUCCGGACGGAAGAAGAGUAAGUCACGCCGAAGUCUCCGGCAUCACAGCGACUCCUGGAGCAGCGCUUGGUCGUCAUCACGAUCGGUUUCCCGAGAACACGCUCCCAGCAAGACCAAGUCCCCACACACACGGCAGAACAACUCCAGGGAGAGAGACAGUCCUCAUCAUUCAGAUGCAGAGAGGGCUCGGAGGCGUUCACGCAGUUACUCACCGAUUCGUAAACGCAGGAGAGACUCGCCCAGCUUCAUGGAGGCUCGUAGAAUCACCAGUGCUCGUAAGCGGCCUAUCCCGUACUACCGCCCUAGUCCUUCCUCCUCCAGCUCCAUGAGCAGCCAGAGCAGCUCCAGUCGCAGCCGCAGCCGCAGUUACGACAGCUACAGCAGCUACAGCCGCAGCCGGAGCCGGAGUCGGAGUCGGAGCAGGAGCAGAAGCAGGAGCAGGAGCAGGAGUCAUUCUCGGAGUCCCAGUCAGGUUUACAGCUACUACAGCAGGAGCAGUGACGAGAGCCCGGGGUUUUGA